This is a messenger RNA of Lingula anatina, 2283 nucleotides long. Its product is annotated as nuclear transcription factor Y subunit alpha. Gene Ontology annotation, cellular component: CCAAT-binding factor complex. The record is from RefSeq and is a predicted model, not a curated record. Lineage: Eukaryota; Metazoa; Brachiopoda; Lingulata; Lingulida; Lingulidae. Gene Ontology annotation, molecular function: DNA binding; DNA-binding transcription factor activity. Gene Ontology annotation, biological process: regulation of DNA-templated transcription.
CAAUAGAGGUGAAGCUUGUGCUCUGGAUGGCUCAUGAUUCGCCGUCCAUUUCAGAUUGAUUUCCAUAGCCAAUCAACUCGGGUUCGUCCGGAUUUCACCCAAUUAAGGCAUUGAGAUGGAGCAAUUUCAAGUGACCACAGCAUCUGAUGGUCAGCAGCAGCCCUCACAAGUUAUCAUGCAGCCUUCACAGGUCCAAGGCUUGCAAACACAGGGACAGUUGGUACAGAUAAAUCAAGGCCAACUAAUGUCUGGCCAGCAGAUUAUCACCAUGCCCCAGGGACAGACUCUGCAACUAGCUGGACAGCAGGGAUUUCAGCAGACACAACCUUUACAGUUUCAAGUUGGACAGCACCAACAACAACAGCAGCAAAAUCAAUCGCAGCAGAUUCAGGUUCUACAGGUUGGGCAACAGUUGACUAAUUCACAAGGACAACAGAUAAUCAUUCAACAACCCCAGGGCCAGGGUCAGCAGGCAGUGACUGGGCAGAUUAUCCAGAUUGGGGACAGUCAGGCCAUCAUCUACCAGCCUGCAGGGGGAGGGGACAAUGUGGCUCAGAUGUUACAAAUACAGCAACCUAACCAGCAAGCAGGUCAGGUUAUCCAGAUUCCUACCAGUCUAGCCACCCAGACAGCCCAGGCCUCCACUGCCAGUAGUAUGCCCACCACUAUCACUAUUCCUGGCACAGGGGGGCAGGGACAGGUUAUCAUGAUGGUCCCAACCAACACAACAUCCACAGCCUCUGGAGGUGGAGCUGCCAUGCAGAGGUUGCCCCUCCCUGGUCAGGAGGUUAUGGAGGAGGAGCCAUUGUACGUGAAUGCCAAGCAAUAUCACAGGAUACUCAAACGGCGGCAAGCCAGGGCUAAAUUGGAGGCAGAGGGAAAAAUACCAAAGGAGAGGAAAAAAUAUCUUCAUGAAAGUCGUCAUAAGCAUGCAAUGAAUAGAUCUCGUGGGGAAGGCGGUCGCUUCUAUUCUCCUGGAGAGAGAAAACAACGAGAAGAACAAAGAAGGGAAGAGCAAAGGAGGAAAGAUAAUAAUCAUCAAAAUAUUUUAGACUCAUCACUAACAAAUGCAUCCUUUCAUGAACUAUUGCGGAAUACAAACUCUGCUCCUCUAAUACUACAUGCUGAUGGCACAGAUUCAACAGCAGAUAAUGCAGUUACAGAAGUCAACAGCUAAAGGAGCAUAUUAGAGGUCCUCAGCUAAAUAAAACAAUUUAAAAGGGAAUUUACUUUUUAAAAGUUAAUUGCCCUGUUCCAUGAUCAGAAUGGUCAGUCUUUCAUUAUUCCUUGGUGCUCUUUUUCAACACCUUAAUUGCGUUUGAUUUUUCUUUUCCUAGUUUUCUUGGAAUAUUUAAGAAUCAUUUAUUUUCUAAAUGUCAAACAUAAUAAGAGGUGAAGCACAAAAGAAUCUUUAAAAUGAAAAAUGACUUUUUACAAAGCAUAUGCACAUUUUUGUACUUGGCUUUAUUCUGUUGUAUGUUAAUACCUUAAGUAGAGAAUUUGAAUAUAGGUACCUUGUGGUUUAAAUGAUCAGUCCUGUCUCAGUGUUUGACAAUCAAACAUUUAGAAAUAUACCAUUUGAUUUGUGGUUGUAUAGAAUGUACUUGGUACAACUUAGAACAACUUGGGUUAUUCUCUUGUAAAUUGAUUCUAUGAAGAAAGUUUUGUCUUUAGUUGUAUGACUUAAUUACACUCCUUUGUUGUAUUUAUCUGAUAUAAUUAAAAGAUUAUAAUGCUAAGACACUAAGUUGAACUUGGCAAAAAUUUUACUCUCACAAAAAGAUAACACACAAAUAAUACUUUCAUACAAGCAAUUCUUCACUCCAUAAAAAAAAACUGCUUGUCUUUCAGCUAAAGGAAAAUGAGAAUUUCAAGUUAAAAAGUUAUUUGCACGUUGUGCAUGUGCCUAAAUAUCACUAAGUACUUGUAGUCAAAUAUGCAGUGAGUCUGUCUUCUUAUAUUGUAUAUUAUGCACAUUUGUACAUAUUGAUCAUCAUUAUUUUAUACUUGUAUCAAAAUUAGACUCUCAUGAAAAUACAGGGUAGUUAACACUGUAACAAAAUGUGCUGUUUGUAUAUAUACAAAUAUCUGUAUAUAAGUUAGUAGGAUGUGUUGUGAAACUAAUAAUCAUUGCUUAUAGUGACUGGAAUUCAAAGGUUUUAAGACCAUGUGGCACUUAGUGAGACUAAUAUCUUAACAGAUACAGUGCUUUGCACCGCAGUUUUAAUGGUAAAAUUUUUACUGAUGUAUAUAAAAAUAAAAAUGUUUUGCAUGUAUUGAUAA